Messenger RNA from Ananas comosus (pineapple), 2066 nucleotides. Its product is annotated as protein DA1-related 1-like. The record is from RefSeq and is a predicted model, not a curated record. Lineage: Eukaryota; Viridiplantae; Streptophyta; Magnoliopsida; Poales; Bromeliaceae. Gene Ontology annotation, molecular function: ubiquitin binding.
GGACCCACGUGGGGAUACAGCUCCAAGAAGCGUGAGGAGUGUUCAACACCCACAUGGGUUUUGGAUUACCAAAUCCUUCAUCGGUUUGAUGUGGAUUUUUUUGGUGAUUUAAUCGGAUUUGACUGGGGGGAGAGGGAGUUUUUUGAGAUCUCCCCCCCUUUUGGCUUCGGAUUUGGGGUUUUGAUGAAGCAAUUCUUGUUUACGGGAAUGAUUAAAACGGAGAAAAGGAAAGCGGAAUUGGGGAAGAACAUGAGAGAUUUGAUUGUUUCUGGUUGAUUUUUUUGGUGAUUGUUAGUUGAAUUCACCUCUCGGGUCCGAUUUUUGAUCUGGGCCUUUCUCAAUUCCACCAAAUUUUACGGCUUUCGAUAUCGAUUUGAGCUAAAGUUGGCCAGGGCUGUCGUAUUAUAGCAACUCUUGUAAUGGGUUGGCUGAACAAAAUUUUUAAAGGUUCUAGCCACAAAAUUUCAGAGGGGCAGUACCAUGGACAAUCUGGCGAUGAUGGCUAUUGGAACGAACCCUCUAGUUCGUCGGUCGGGCCGUCAGAGGAUGUUCUUUCGGAGUUUGACAAUGAAGAAAUUGAUCGUGCUAUUGCGCUUUCCCUAUCAGAAGAAGAACAGAGAAAGGCAAAGGCAGUUGAGAAGGAAUCGCUCUUGGAUGAAGAUGAACAAUUUGCAAGAGCUUUGCAAGAAAGUUUGAAUGUUGAAUCUCCGCCCCGUGAAAAUGGCAAUACAUAUCAACCAUUACCUUUUAUCUUUUCUUCUGGGUUCAGGAUAUGUGCUGGAUGCAAUAGAGAGAUUGGCCAUGGACGAUUUCUCAGUUGUAUGGGAGCUGUUUGGCACCCUGAAUGUUUUCGGUGUCAUUCUUGUAAUCUGCCAAUAUACGACCAUGAGUUCUCCAUGUCUGGGAAUCACCCUUAUCACAAAUCCUGCUACAAAGAGCUUUAUCACCCAAAAUGUGAUGUUUGCAAACAAUUUAUUCCGACGAAUAUGAGCGGCCUUAUCGAAUAUAGGGCGCAUCCUUUCUGGCUACAAAAGUAUUGUCCUUCGCAUGAGAUGGAUGGUACUCCAAGAUGCUGCAGCUGUGAAAGAAUGGAGCCGAGGGACUCAAAAUACGUGACUUUGGAUGAUGGGCGAAAGCUUUGCCUGGAGUGUCUAGAUUCUGCAGUGAUGGACACGAGCGAAUGCCAGCCUCUUUACAUUGACAUACAAGAGUUCUACGAAGGUCUAAACAUGAAAGUGGAACAACAGGUUCCGCUUCUUUUAGUUGAGCGACAAGCUUUAAACGAAGCCAUGGAAGGAGAAAAGACUGGUCAUCAUCACCUCCCGGAAACAAGAGGGCUCUGCUUAUCAGAAGAGCAAACUGUGAGCACGAUAUUAAGGAGACCGAGAAUUGGGGCUGGAAAUAGAAUUAUGGACAUGAUAACGGAACCAUACAGACUCACUCGGCGAUGCGAAGUAACUGCAAUUCUUAUUCUAUACGGUCUCCCUAGAUUAUUAACAGGUUCAAUUCUAGCCCAUGAGAUGAUGCAUGCAUGGCUGCGACUUAAAGGAUAUAGGGGCCUUAGUCAAGAAGUCGAAGAGGGCAUAUGUCAGGUUCUCGCACACAUGUGGCUCGACUCAGAGCUCAUGUCGGGGUCCGGCAGUAACACCGCGUCCGCCUCAUCGUCAUCGUCGUCGUCGUCAUCCUCGUCAGGACCCACAUCAUCCAAAAAGGGUAUGCGAUCCCAGUUUGAGAGGAAACUCGGGGAUUUUUUCAAGCACCAGAUCGAGUCUGACACGUCUUCGGCUUACGGAGAUGGUUUUAGAGCUGGAAACGUAUCAGUUCUUCGGUACGGCCUUAGACGAACCCUUGACCAUAUAAAAAUGACAGGGAGCUUCCCACUAUGAUUUGCUACGAAUAUUGUUCUGCGUUAAGUUAAAACCUAAUUAUUCCUUUUCAUGCCUCGAGUCGAUUAUAAAAAGAAACCACACCCUUCUUUUGCGCAAAGUACAGUGAGAUGGUACAUGUAGACAUGGCUACGAUUACGGAAUAAAUUGGAAAUCCAGUUCAGAAUAUUUUUUUGACUU